AUGCGGAUGAGUGAUCGAGAUGCCGGCCCAGCAAUUAAUGCAAGGCUCGAACCCUUGGGCCGGACAGCCCUCAGUAUCAUUUAUGCUGACAGGACCGAACCUCAAGUUGCUAUCAAAGCUAUCGGCUUCUGGCUAGAUGGGGAAAUGUACGACCAUGCAGCCCUUGCUGAGGACACCGAUGAGACGUUUGAACGCGAAGCUGCCAUUUAUGAUGCUUUGGGCUCGCAUAAACACAUUCUCAAAUCAUAUGGCGUUGCGUAUCUUCCCGCUGCUGAAGGUGAAGAAUCAGUCCCUUCGCCCAAAAGUGAGAGAAAAGCCUGGGCAUUGAAACUUGAGAGAGCUCCCUAUGGCAACCUUCGCCAGCGUAUCCUCAAGGGCGAUGCAUUGCCUAUGGCACAACGUCUAAGCAUAGCUCUCGACCUUGCGGAGACUCUACAGUAUAUUCACAGCCGAGGCGUGAUCUGGGGCGACAUCUCAACGCGGAAUAUCCUCCUCUUUGAUAACCACCAUAUUAAACUGAGCGAUUUUGCCGGCUCCAGUCUUCAAGGUGUCUACCCAGACAUCUUAUUUGCUUGCGAGCCUCGCUACUGGAUUCCUUCAACGGAUCCUCCAGGUCCUGAAAGAAGCAGGUUCGAGAAAGAGUUAUUUGCCCUUGGGACCGGUAUUUGCGAGAUCACGGAGUGGGCACUACCAUAUGGCGAGAUCGAAAUUGAGGAGUUGCAGGAGAAGCUUAUGCAUGGGGCGUAUCCGCAUCUGAGCGAGGACAACCCGGCAAAACAUAUCAUCCGUGGGCUUUGGAACCUGGAUUACACUUCUGUUGAAGAGGCUGCCAACGCCCUUCGGAAGCUUGUGAUUUGA
Fusarium poae is the source of this 858-nucleotide messenger RNA. RefSeq lists its product as uncharacterized. The record is from RefSeq and is a predicted model, not a curated record. Gene Ontology annotation, molecular function: ATP binding; protein tyrosine kinase activity. The transcript has a single exon. Gene Ontology annotation, biological process: protein phosphorylation. Bases 1 to 858 code for a protein of 285 amino acids. Lineage: Eukaryota; Fungi; Ascomycota; Sordariomycetes; Hypocreales; Nectriaceae.